Messenger RNA from Haliaeetus leucocephalus (bald eagle), 1434 nucleotides. RefSeq names its product caltractin. Gene Ontology annotation, biological process: centriole replication; mitotic cell cycle; nucleotide-excision repair. The transcript has 5 exons. Lineage: Eukaryota; Metazoa; Chordata; Aves; Accipitriformes; Accipitridae. The coding region runs from base 70 to 585 and encodes 171 amino acids. Gene Ontology annotation, cellular component: centriole; centrosome. Gene Ontology annotation, molecular function: calcium ion binding. The record is from RefSeq and is a predicted model, not a curated record.
UGGGUGCGCUCGGGCCGGGCCGUUAGGAGCGGCGGGGCCGAGCGGGCCGAGCCUGGAGCGGCGGUCCCGAUGGCAUCCAACUAUAGAAAACCUGGCUUAGGUACAGCCCAGCGGAAGAAAAGUGGCUUGAAACCUGAACUUACAGAAGACCAAAAGCAGGAGAUCAGAGAAGCUUUCGAUUUGUUUGAUACUGAUGGAUCUGGAAGCAUCGACAUAAAAGAACUGAAGGUUGCGAUGCGCGCUUUAGGCUUUGAGCCAAAGAAGGAAGAAAUUAAGAAAAUGAUAGCAGAUAUUGACAAAGAAGGAAGCGGCACCAUUGACUUUGAAGACUUUUUGGCUAUGAUGACGCAAAAAAUGAGUGAAAAGGAUUCAAAAGAAGAAAUCUUGAAAGCUUUCAGAUUAUUUGAUGAUGAUGGGACAGGAAAAAUUUCAUUCAAAAACUUGAAAAGGGUUGCCAAGGAGCUGGGAGAAAAUUUAACAGAUGAAGAGCUUCAGGAAAUGAUUGAUGAAGCUGAUCGAGAUGGAGAUGGAGAAGUAAGUGAGCAAGAAUUUUUGAGGAUCAUGAAGAAAACUAGCUUAUAUUAGUACUUGUUGCCUUGCUAUACAGCUGCUCCAAAAGAUAACCUGGAAAAGACUUAAAAACUGGGCUUGCGUCUCCUGUGUACUUUUUGCCAUAUAAAGAUCUGAAAGGACAGAUUUUUGGUUCAUUCUUCUUUUUCAACAAAGUUAAUUGGGAAAGGGAGGCUUCAGUACCCAGAACAGUUAAAAUGAGAUAUUGCAGAAGUGAAAAGGAUGAACUGAACCUGCAAGACAGGGUCCCUUCCCCUCCCCCUCAAUAAUUUCACUGAUUGCCAUUUUGGAUAAUGAAUGCUGUGUUUCAGCUAUUUAACUAAAAGGCAUUUCACUUGAGAUGUGAAGAUUACCACUGCUGCUGGUAAAGGCCUCUUCUGACUUUCCUAAGGCUACAGAACAAAGGUACAAGCACAGUAUUUUUAUUUCUUUUAAGGCUUUUAGGUUAUCUUUUGGUAUUUAUCUCCUUUUGUUUAUUUCCAUGAAAGACUCUAAAACCAAUUGCAUAUCUGUCUUCAUUUCUGUAUGAAACACUUUUCCCAUGGCAAGUUGUUUUGGGACCUAAUGGGAAGCAAGUGUAGAUAACCAGAUUUGGUUCUUCAUUUGGAACUGUGUGCCAUCAGUAGAUGUUCCUCUGUUUAUCUGACCAUCUGAAACCUAGUUUACUUGAAUGUAACCUGCUUGGAUUAUCGAAGUUUAUCGUAUGACCAGUCAACAUCCCGAGCCAUUGUUCUCAUUCCCAAGACAUAACAGAGCUGCUGUUACGCCAGGAUUUUAGGUAUCUAAAAAGUUCAGUUCUGUGGCACACUAGAGUACAUGUUGUCUUUGGCUAUUUACAGUUAAGCUGCAGGGAGGACUCACAUC